CUGACUUGGUAAUCUGCGGCCACACUCAAUCCUCCUCGGUUAAAGCGAUCUUUCUGGACUCGGAUCUACGACGGGCAAAUGGCUAAGGAACCGCUUCGUGUUCUCGUCACCGGAGCAGCGGGACAAAUUGGAUAUGCCCUUGUUCCUAUGAUUGCUAGGGGGGCUAUGUUGGGACCUGACCAGCCAGUGAUCCUCCAUAUGCUCGACAUUCCACCUGCUGCAGAGGCACUUAAUGGAGUUAAGAUGGAAUUGGUAGAUGCCGCAUUUCCUCUUCUUAAAGGUGUUGUUGCUACCACUGAUGCUGUUGAAGCCUGCAAAGGUGUCAAUGUUGCAGUAAUGGUUGGUGGAUUCCCGAGGAAGGAGGGUAUGGAAAGGAAAGAUGUGAUGUCCAAGAAUGUUUCCAUUUACAAAUCCCAAGCUUCUGCACUUGAGAAGCAUGCCGCUUCCAAUUGCAAGGUAUUGGUUGUUGCUAAUCCUGCCAACACCAAUGCAUUGAUUUUGAAAGAAUUUGCCCCAUCCAUCCCAGAUAAGAACAUUACUUGUUUGACUAGAUUGGAUCACAACAGGGCUCUCGGACAGAUCUCCGAGCGAGUGAAUGUUCCGGUUUCCAGUGUCAAGAAUGUCAUUAUUUGGGGGAAUCACUCCUCCACACAGUAUCCUGAUGUUAGCCAUGCUACUGUCAAAACUCCAGCCGGAGAUAAGCCCGUCCACGAGCUUGUUAAGGAUGAUAAAUGGUUAAAGUCAGAAUUCAUAACCACUGUCCAACAGCGCGGGGCUGCGAUCAUCAAGGCUAGAAAACUGUCGAGUGCACUCUCUGCAGCUAGCUCUGCCUGCGAUCACAUUCGCGAUUGGAUCCUCGGAACUCCUGAGGGUACUUGGGUUUCGAUGGGCGUAUACUCUGAUGGCUCCUACAAUGUCCCGGCCAGGCUCAUUUAUUCCUUCCCGGUUACUUGCAAGAAUGGAGAAUGGUCCAUUGUUCAAGGACUUGCCAUCGAUGAGUUUUCCCGGAAGAAGCUCGACCUGACGGCUCAGGAGCUUACUGAGGAGAAGGAUCUUGCAUACUCUUGCUUAUCUUAGGAUUAACAGUGCAGCAGAAAGCUAAGGAACAUUACAUUACAUUAUUCAUUCACUCCCUAUGCUUCCAGUUUUAAAUAAAAUAUGCCAUUUCUGAUUGAUCUUUUCUUAUGCAAUCAUCCAUGGCUGCAAUCCUUAGCUUUUAUG
Molecule: messenger RNA, 1221 nt
Organism: Andrographis paniculata
Lineage: Eukaryota; Viridiplantae; Streptophyta; Magnoliopsida; Lamiales; Acanthaceae
Product: malate dehydrogenase-like
Exons: 7
Coding region: 79-1077 (332 amino acids)
Biological process (GO): tricarboxylic acid cycle; malate metabolic process; oxaloacetate metabolic process
Molecular function (GO): L-malate dehydrogenase (NAD+) activity
Source: RefSeq, a predicted model, not a curated record